CUGAGCGCGGGCUGCUGAGAUGGCGGAGAGCGGAGUUUCAGUGGGAUCCGAAUCCCUUCAGCUCUACGAAGCCCAGUUCUUCGGCUUCACCCCAGAGACCUGUACUUUACGAGUUCGUGAUGCCUUUCGAGACUCUCUCAACCACAUACUUGUGGCAGUUGAGUCUGUGUUUGUGAAACGAUUAUGUCCAGGCCGGGAUCCACCAGCAGAACUUCGACUGACAGCCCGCGAGAGCACCCAAAAACUGCGGCAGUUUCUACAGGAGCGCUUCGAGAUCAUGUUCCAGCGCAUGAAGGGGAUGCUGAUAGACCGCAUGCUCUCCAUCCCACAAAAUGUCCUCCUGCCCGAAGACCAGAUGCACCAGAAAUACCCAGAAGGCAAGGAAGAGCUCACAAAGCUGCAGGAGUCCAUCGCUAAACUACUUCAGGCCUAUGAAGCUGAAGUUUGCAGCAAACAAGCGCUUCUUGCCGAGCUCGAGGAGCAGAAAGAAACACAGAAACAGCUGGAUGAAGUGCUGAGAUGGAUCGCGGAGCUGCGUGUUUCGUGGAGGCGAGAGGGAAUGGGAAACGUCCAAGAUAGCGUCCGACAUAUGAUAGAGACUGUUGGUCAACUGCAGGACGCGGUAGGGAAGAUCAACAAGCAGAAUAGUGCAUUGGAUGAAGUCUGAUGGUUGACUUCAAGACAAAUGUGUAAUAACAAGGUCAAUCCACCAGGGGGAGACGUCGGCGCACUGUUUAUUUUUUGACAAAAUUGCAUUAACAUACAAGUGGUGCCAUCAGUCCAGCUUCAAAGCGAUACAUUUGUAAUCAGCCGAUUCUUCCCCCUAAAUUUGAAAUGCAGUCGAUCUCCGCUUCCUCAAAGUCGUUGGGUUUUCUCAUUUGCGAUUCAGCGCCUUUGAUGUUGAGAUCUGCAUUAGAUUAGGCCAAAUGUCCCACAGGCCCACACUGAUGUGUCCAGCAGUCUGCUCGGCUUUUCUUUUUACAGCAAGUUUUAUGUCAGCUGAGGAGAUCUUUUAAGGUCUUUGCCUUGAUGUUCAGCGGAGAAGGGAUUUAAAUUCAUAUUAGGACGUCAUUGGAGACGUCAGAGGAAGACCUGAAAUUUUUUUUAGAUGAUCUGAAUCUAAAGUAAAGCACAUGGGUUGAGUUGCUCUAUCAAUUCUAAAUGUAAACAUUAGAAAACAAUGUAGUAGAGUAAUAUACUUGUUUUGAUCACUGUAAAUAACAAUAAAGUACAUUUUGUGAUUCUGUAA
This is a messenger RNA of Danio rerio (zebrafish), 1249 nucleotides long. RefSeq names its product MIS12 kinetochore complex component (gene mis12). The record is from RefSeq and is marked provisional. Gene Ontology annotation, cellular component: nucleus; chromosome, centromeric region. Gene Ontology annotation, biological process: mitotic cell cycle. NCBI's taxonomy places the organism in Eukaryota, Metazoa, Chordata, Actinopteri, Cypriniformes, Danionidae.